GCCCUUGCGGCGACCGCUGCCGCUCACGGCACCGUCACUGGCAUUAUUGCCGAUGGCACCUACACCAAGGGCUUCGACCUGCAGUACUACUACAUGAUCCAGAACGGCCAGACCCCGCCGGCAACCCCUGGAUGGUACGCCGAGAACCUGGACAACGGCUUUGUCGCUCCCGACGCCUACACCACGGCCGACAUUAACUGCCACAAGAACGCCAAGGCUGCCACCUCCUCCGCCUCUGUCAAGGCUGGUGGAAAGGUCGACUUCCAGUGGUCUUCCUGGCCCCAGUCCCACGUUGGUCCCAUGAUCACCUACGUCGCCAAGUGCGAUGCCGACUGCGCCGACGCCGACAAGACCGCCCUCAAGUGGGUUAAGAUUGACGAGGCUGGCUUCACUGACGACUGGGCAUCCAACAAGAUGAUUGCCAACAACAACACCUGGAGCGUGACCGUUCCCUCCACCCUCGCCUCCGGCAACUACGUCUUCCGCCACGAGACCAUCGCGCUCCACGGUGCCGGCUCCGAGAACGGCGCCCAGAACUACCCCCAGUGCCUGAACAUCGAGAUCACCGGCGGAGGUUCUGACAACCCCGAGGGCACCCUUGGAACCGCUCUGUACACCCCUACCGACGCCGGUAUCCUCUACAACGUCUACGGCACCUCCAACACCGGCUACAAGAUCCCCGGCCCGGCUCUGUAC
Molecule: messenger RNA, 696 nt
Organism: Paraphaeosphaeria sporulosa
Lineage: Eukaryota; Fungi; Ascomycota; Dothideomycetes; Pleosporales; Didymosphaeriaceae
Product: glycoside hydrolase
Exons: 1
Source: RefSeq, a predicted model, not a curated record